AUGCCGCCGUUACCGGUGUACGUCGCACCGGAAUGGUCCGGGCCGCCAGAAGGACAAACGUCGUUCAGUUUGGAAGUGUUAAAGAGCGGCCAAGUUGUGGAUUUAAUCGUUUUAACAACAACAACAACAACAACGUCGAAGGUGGAUGAUGAUGAUGUGGUUCCUAAGAGUCGCUCGUACGUCACGUUUGGGCGACAUCCGCUGUGCGAUGUUGUCAUCGAGCACCCGUCGAGUUCGAGAUUGCAUUGCGUGUUGCAAUUUAAGAAAAACACGAAGGAAAUGUACCUGUUCGAUCCGGGGUCGACGCACGGGGUGUUUGUGAAUAAACGGAAAUUGAAGAAAGGAAUACACGCGCCAAUAUUUGUCGGCGAUCAGAUUAAGUUUGGGGAGAGCACGAGAGAUUACAUCGUGCAAGGAGACGAGGCUUUAAUGCCCGAGUGCGGGUUGACGAACCGAGAGCUAGAGAAGGUGAAGGAGAUUCAAAAGAGGCGAGAGAUGGAACAGAGGAAAGACGAGGAGGAAAAGAAGAUGGAAGAAGCCGCGGUGGCGUGGGGGAUGGCCUCGGAAGAGUUUGAAAAGAAAAAUAUGGACGAAGACGACAUCGAUUGGAGAACGCACGACGUCGCGAAGUUUACGCAAAACAUGCGCAAGGCGAUUGAGAAAGUGAGGCAGAAGGAGAUGAAAGCGGAGAACAUGCGUUCGGAGAUUGAACGCAUCAAACGAAAGGAAAGUUCCCAAGAAGGUGGUCUCACGCACGGGCAAGUGCAACAAAUGCACAAAAACGAAACCGCGCUUGAGUUGCUUCAAGAGCACAUAGAUGAAGCGGACGAGCGGUUGAACGAGUCGUUGAGGGAAGUUUUAGGAUUAGCGAGUAGAAAUAAGACGAAGGAGAAGAGAAAGAAGAGGAAAGCGAUAGAUUCCGAGGACGAGGAGGAAGACGGGUUUUACGAUCGCACGGAAAAGCGCGCGAGUAAGAAGGAAGAAGAGAAGAACAACAAGAAGAAAAAGAAGAAUGCAAAAGCAAAAAUCUUUGUCGAAACGGAAACCGCGGCGUCGCUGUGGGAGAAGAAACUAAACGCCGAGUCGACGCUAAAAUCGUUGCAAACGUCUUUGGAAAAAGCGAGAAAAGAUCAAGAGAGUGCCAGAAUCGAAAGAGAACGCUUAGAUGCCACAGAAGAUGCAGAUGCGAUGGAUAUUUUCACCUCGGACGCUCGAAAAGAGGCGUGCGCAGAUACCAUCCAACGCUUGCUAAAAUCCAUCGACGAGAAGGAAGAAGAGUUGGAACGUCACGCGUCUUUGUUGGAGAUUGCGGACCCGCACGAGGAGUUCAAGCCUGGCACGAGUAAAGGCGAUGCGCUCAAAGCCGUCGUCGAGAAGGAGAAGAAAGAGAAAGAGGAAGCGGAAAGGAAGCGCAAGCAAGAGUUGAUUGAGAAAAUGAAAGCAGAAAAAGAGAAACAAAUGAAAGAGCACGAAGAGCGACUGAAAGUACAAAAGUGGGAAAAAGAAGGCCAACUGUUGGAAAAGAAGACGUUCACGGGAGGUGCUGAUGGUAUCGGCGGUGCAAAUGGCGGCUCGGGGCAAGACAGUGCAAAGGCGGAAAAGAAGAGAAAAAUUAUCGAGCGCGUGGAAGACGAGGCGCCCGUGGUGGUUGACGAAGAGGAAAAGACGCGCAAAAAGGAAACAAGCGUGAAAUCGUUAUCGCCACCACCACCAUCACCAGCGACAAUCGUAUCAGAACCGAAAAGAGACGCAAUCAAACUCGACGAUCCGGGAGAUGGUUUCUUGACGCCGGCUCAAGUCAAAGCCUUGGCGGAUAAACAAGGCGGCUUUGGUCUCCAAAUCCGCAAAAAACCAACCGUCGCCAAAAAUCCCUCGUCAAAUCCGCGAACGACGACGACAACCACAUCUCACCUCGGUAACGUCAAAACCGACGAACAAAUCCGUUCUGAAGCUGAACGCAAAGUCGAAUUAGAGAUGCGUAAAAUCUUGAGCGGCGGUUUCGGUCAAGAUGAACGCGACGAAGACAAAGAAGUAAACGCAAAAGAAAAAGAAGAAGAUGACAACUGGGUCGCCCCUAUCGAUCAAAGAGGUGACGGUAAGACGCGCUUGAACGAAAAAUUAGGAUACUAG
This is a messenger RNA of Bathycoccus prasinos, 2130 nucleotides long. RefSeq lists its product with no specific name. NCBI's taxonomy places the organism in Eukaryota, Viridiplantae, Chlorophyta, Mamiellophyceae, Mamiellales, Bathycoccaceae. Bases 1 to 2130 code for a protein of 709 amino acids. The transcript has a single exon. The record is from RefSeq and is a predicted model, not a curated record. Gene Ontology annotation, molecular function: mRNA binding; protein binding.